Molecule: messenger RNA, 1230 nt
Organism: Exaiptasia diaphana
Lineage: Eukaryota; Metazoa; Cnidaria; Anthozoa; Actiniaria; Aiptasiidae
Exons: 3
Coding region: 1-1230 (409 amino acids)
Molecular function (GO): nucleic acid binding
Source: RefSeq, a predicted model, not a curated record
AUGGGUCACAUGUCCUUUGCUUAUUUAGACGACGGAUUGGCUAGCCAACCAGACUUCAUUUCUGCCUUGGCUGCAAGUACCAUCCAAAGAAAGGAUCUUGAGCUAUCUGGACUUGUGGUUAAUCAUGAGAAAUCUAACUGGAAUCCUAGGCAAGUAGGAGAGUGGCUCGGCUUCAUAAUCAACACCAUUGCCAUGCAAUUUAAAGUACCUGAAAAGAAACCUCCGUGUUCAACCUCACCCAUUGUUAUCUUCACCGAUGCCAGCGACUUUGCAUUUGGCGGGUAUUCUAGCAAUGUUUCGGGGUCCGCUGUAAGAGGCACGUGGUUGCACGAAGAAGCUUCAAGGAGUUCUACAUUUCGUGAGAUGAAAGCCAUCCUGUAUGUCCUAAUGUCAUAUGAAGAGAAGCUUAAAUCUUCCAGAGUAGUCAUCAAGACCGACAGUCAGUGCGCAGCCCGCGUGAUUACAGUUGGGAGUACUAAGCCCCACCUUCAGAGCUUAGCUAUGGACAUUUUUCAACUAUGUUGUAGCAAAGGUAUUGCUCUCGAAACCCAGUGGAUUCCUCGUUCUCUUAAUGAAAAAGCAGAUGUGCUAAGCCGCUUUAUUGAUCCCGACGAUUGGUCUGUUCAUCCAUCUGUGUUCCGCAUGCUUGAUGCUAGAUUCGGUCCGCACACAGUUGAUCGUUUCUCAUCCCACUACAAUUCCCAGCUUCCUUGCUUUAACUCCAAAUAUGCAUCACCAGGCAGCAGUGGUGUGGAUCCCACUCAAAGUGUGUUUUUGUUUCAGUAUUUUUCAGAUAUAUUCAGUAAUGGAAUCUGGUGUGAAACCUUUGAUCUAGUUGAUCCCCAAAUGGUUGRUUUAGUCCGUGAACUGAAAAGCCUUCAGAAGUCCUCAAAAUCAACUUCUACACUAUCAAAGUACGCUUCAAGCUGGAAAAGGUGGCGCGCGUGGUCGUCGUYGGCUUUGCACGUCCCCGAGAUGCCUGCCAAGCCUCUUCAUAUUGCUCUUUAUAUGACAGAAUUGUACCUUUCAUGCGUCGAGAAGGGCCUUGGGUCCUCUACUAUCGAGUCUGCUGUCUAUUCCAUUAGAUGGACUCACCGCGCAGCCGGUUUUGAUUCGCCCACGGGCCAUCCAGUUGUGCAAUCUGCUCUUGGAAGGUACAAAACGAAAGCUGGGACGAAAGGUGAGCCCGAAGGAGCCAAUGUCCUUGGAGCUCUUAACGACUCUUUGUGA